Ceraceosorus bombacis is the source of this 841-nucleotide messenger RNA. NCBI's taxonomy places the organism in Eukaryota, Fungi, Basidiomycota, Exobasidiomycetes, Ceraceosorales, Ceraceosoraceae. The record is from the annotation of a GenBank genome assembly.
AUGGAAACUAACGACUUGGAGGAAGGACUAGUUCGCGCCGAGGUGCUGUAGCGUGCAAGUCUUGCUGAUGGGACUCAAGACCGUGCCGUUCUCGUUCCGAUACAAGAGCUUUUGUAAGCUCUGCAAGAGGGUCUGACCUCGCAAUGCUUCUCGCCAUGCACCCAUCCAAAAAUUUGCCUGGCUCCCAGAUCCGACCGUCCUUGGUGGCAAGGAGCCACUCGAACGAGGGGACUGUCAGGUCUUGUGAGAAGGGUGGCAAUGACCCCACACGACAGCACGUUGACUUCGCGACAAAAGACUUCACGAUACGACACGCGUCAACAAAGAACUUCAUACUACGACACGCGGUGUCACACUGCACAGGACAGACAGGCUGGGGCGGAGAUCACGAGAGCGCUCGAGUGGCGUCCAAACCUCUUCAGGUCAUAAGCCGUCGGACUGAUCUUGCACCCAACCAUCGCGUCCGUCCAAGUAGCUGUCGUCGGAUGACGGGAUUGGUCAAGCAACCCCACACCUAAACUCGGGUCGCAGCGCUUUCAGAAGCUCUGGACUGUGUGGCGUUAGAAUCGCUCGACGAAAUACACUCCGGCUUCACAACGUUCUCGGGUCCAGGCAAGUGCCGUCGUGUUGGCGCCCUCUAGGUACACAGAGCUUCGCCUCGGCAGAUCUUUGUGUCGGACACAGGCUGCGACAGUGGUAAGUUGCCUAGCAUACAGGAGCAGACUUCGAAGCGAAGUCAAGACUUUUGCCAAUCUUUGGAGCUCAAGGGAGGCGUCGCAGUGACGGAACCGCCUUCCACAUUCCAUUUUUCCACUCAACUAAUUGAUUAGAAGAGUUUUUA